Messenger RNA from Pseudophryne corroboree (corroboree frog), 1360 nucleotides. It is a transcript of the gene CD59, whose product is annotated as CD59 molecule (CD59 blood group). Bases 116 to 484 code for a protein of 122 amino acids. The record is from RefSeq and is a predicted model, not a curated record. NCBI's taxonomy places the organism in Eukaryota, Metazoa, Chordata, Amphibia, Anura, Myobatrachidae. The transcript has 4 exons.
AGUAUCAGCAGAUGGUGCUAGACCGUCUGCUAAGCAGUGUGUGUAUAAAUCUGCUGCAUGGGAUCAUAUGACCUCACUUCCAGGCAACAGGAGAGCCGGAUCACUAGGCUGAACCAUGAACAGUACUGGAAGUGUCGCCCUUUCUCUGGCCCUUGUUUUGCUCACACUGUGUGCAACAGGUCAUGCUCUUGAGUGCUACAAAUGCGACUACACUGCUGACAAGUGUCAGACGAAGGAAAUUUGUGGAUCAAAUCAAGAUGCCUGUAUGACACUUAGCAGAACCGCUGUGAGUGUGACCCGAUAUGGCUGCCGUGCCCUGGAUAGGUGUACUCCGAAGGCUGUGAAGGAGGAUCUGCAGAUUUCAAACUUCGAGAUAAGUUGCUGCCAAAGGAACCUGUGUAACAGCAGAAGUCCCAUCUCCCUUCCCAUGACGGCGCUUGUUCUGAGUCUGGCCACGGCCCUGCUGCUGAUCUUCUCACUGUGAUCCAGCCUGCCGACUGCUGCUUCCCGCACAGCGCUAGGAUGUAUGUCUAGAAUACAAGCGCCAUAAAGUUAACAUUGCGGAUUAAGUCUUAACCCGUGCUGAUUAUCACUCGCUGACCUUUCACUGCCUCUCUUGUGAACGUGUAAUGUAAAGCGGAGGCGAUAACAAAUUAAAACUGAUAAAACAAAUGUAUUCAAUGAUAAAAAGCUAAUGUAUCGCAUUCAACCCUGUCCACCUGCUGGCGUCAUCUUGGUAAUUCCGACGUGUAAGACAUUCUAUACCAGAGGAUGAGAACCUAGAAUAUAGUUUGAGUGUUUUGCACUCGCUGGUUGCAGUGACUUUUCAUGCGGCAUUAUAGUUUUGCAGAAGAUCUUUUUUUUUUUUUAACCCUGAAUCUAAACAUUACAUUAAUUUGGUUUGGAAACGAAUUUAUCCAGUAAUUCUUGCACACCAACCCUCAAAAUAGUUUUAGAAUUGAAAAAGAAGUUUGGCGCACAUCAUUGUCCAGGAUUACCAAUUGCCGGUCAGUUUAUUUGUAGUGACGGUGGCUAGUUCCCCAGAGUGUCUGCGACAAGUGGAAAUCGAUCCUUUCUAGAUGAGGACGGGUACUGAGCAAUAAAUAAAUGUAGUACGAUAAAUUGCUUAAUGCUCUGCAGUUUGAGGUUUUGCACAUCUUCAUACAUGGUUGGAAAGCUGAUCCGAGGAGUUUUGUGUUAAGUGCACCUGGUAUUUGCUUGAUUUGUAAGGGGUUGGGUAAGAAUAAAGGUAUUAGGAAGGGUACAGUAUUUGCUGUGAAAGGUGUAAUAAAUCUACCAGAUGCAUGCGGUGUAUCCUGAAUGUUUGUUUUUUCAUUAUUAAAGGGAAAUGAUUCUGAAA